AAAGAGAAACACACAAAAUAAGUGUGAGAAACAGUCUCUCUCUCUCUCUCUCUCUCUCUCUCUCUUUGAGUCUUGAAGUCAUCAUGCAGCUCAAAUCAUCAUCACCAUCCUCUUCUUCUUCUUCUUCUUCUCCUUCAUCAUCCAUGAAACUCAAAACGCUAAUCCAAAAUCUCCUCACACACCCUCUCUACCGUUUCCUAAGAGCUCUCGCCAGAGCCAAAUCAAUCUUCUUAGAGAUCUCAAAACACAACAAAAACAACAACAUCAACAACAAGAAACGUAAACUCAUGAUGUUUUUUCCAACAAAGGCUUCAAAGAACCAACGCAAGAUCUUCUUCGGAUCUUUCAGAUUGCAUUACAACUGGUGUUCUUCUCAUGUCGUCCCUGUUCCUCAACCUUUUCCUUUUGACGUCAAAGGUGUGGAAGACAAUGAUUCUCAUCUCUCUGGCUACCUCGAGUGGCUCGAACACAAGGAAGUCGAAGACGCGGAGGAGAUCAGCAGAGAUGUUGGAGCUGAUGAUGAAGAAGAUGAUAUCGAUCAUUUGGCAGAUAUGUUCAUCGCUAAUUGCCACGAGAAGUUCUUGCUUGAGAAAGUCGAAUCUUACAGGAGAUUUCAAGAAAUGCUAGAAAGGGGUUUGUGAAUGAAUGAGUUAUCAGAAGUGAAACAUAGAUUUUGACGAUCUUGUCUGGUUAGUUAAUAAUCAUGUUGUAAAAUCACAAUUAGCUAGUUAAUUUGAUCUGAUAAUAUUACCACAAGGUGGUGAAUUGUGUAUCUUGAAAGUUUUUGGGGUAAUGUGCGAGAGAAGUUGAAACUUUUGGGGGGUAGUAGUGAAACGUUUGAUAUUGUAAAAAAACAAUAAUUGUUGUUGUCUAUCUAAUUGGGCACAUCUAGUUAAGUUGUGUAGUUCUGAUUAGUGUUUGGUAAA
Messenger RNA from Capsella rubella, 926 nucleotides. RefSeq lists its product as uncharacterized. Bases 84 to 641 code for a protein of 185 amino acids. The record is from RefSeq and is a predicted model, not a curated record. NCBI's taxonomy places the organism in Eukaryota, Viridiplantae, Streptophyta, Magnoliopsida, Brassicales, Brassicaceae. The transcript has a single exon.